ACAGUAUGUUAAUUGCUCUAGCCCUGUAGUGUCUGGAGCAAGGCCCUAUAUAUAUAUACCCCUAUAUAUGGUCUGGAGCAAGGCUGGAGUAAUAAUAAACACAGCCAGGAACUGACGAGUGGAGAGCUUUGGAUUACACUUGUCAAUUGUCAUUGAACAUAGAAGAUGGGAAAUGCAGAUUCUAAAGCAAGUUUCAGACAAGCUCUUUUGCAGCUCACAUCAAAGUCCCAGCCAGUGGACCCCUCCGAUACCCGUUUCUGGGACCAGUUCUGGUCCGAGUCGGUAGCUUCCGUUGAAGAUGUGUUCGCCCAGACUCCAGCCGCCGACAUCCGGGCGCUGCGUGAAGAGAUGCCGGCGAACAUGGCGACUGUCUGCUUCAAGGCGGUGGAGAAGCUGCUGAAGGCCUCCGAGACGGGAUGUUCCACGCAGCAGGAACAGCAGACAGUGCUCAACUGCGUGCGCGUGCUCACACGCCUUCUACCCUACAUCUUCGAGGACUCCGACUGGAGUGGCUUCUUCUGGACGAGCGCUCGGCCAGCCGGUGAGCCGCAGGAUGGGCCCGAGCCACUGCCUCUCGCGCAGACUCUCAUGGUGGCGCUAUGUGAUCUGCUCUUCUGCCCGGAUUUUACCGUGACGCCCAGCAAGGCUGGUGCCGGCGUGGACCAGCACGAGGAUGUGCAGUCCAUCGACAGCUGUGAGUACAUCUGGGAGGCCGGCGUCGGCUUCAGCAGUCCCGUCACCCACAGUUCGGCUCACGACAGCAACCGCACCGAGAUCCUGAAGCUGCUGCUCACCUGCUUCUCACAGACUAUGUAUCUGCUGCCCAGCGACGGGGCCCAGGCCGGGCCGAACCGCUGGGUGCAGUUCUUCACGUCUGCCGAGAACCGACAUGCCCUGCCUCUGUUCACCUCGCUGCUGAACCUGGUGUGCGCCUACGACCCUGUCGGCAUGGGCCUGCCGUACAACCACCUCUUGUUUAACGACAAACGCGAGGCCCUAAUGGAGACAGCCCUGCAGAUUCUCAUUGUGACGCUCGACCAUGACUCCACUGCCAGUCGGGCUGAUGACGAGCGCUCUCCGGACAACCUGUUCAUCAACUACCUGUCACGGAUUCAUCGCGAGGAGGACUUUGACUUCAUCCUCAAAGGGUUUACUCGUCUCCUGAACAACCCGCUGACUCAGACGUACCUGCCACAUUCGACCAAGAAGGUGCACGCCCAUCAGGAGCUGUUAGUGUUCUUCUGGAAGUGUUGUGACUACAACAAGAAACUGCUCUUCUUCGUCCUCAAGUCGAGCGACGUACUACAGAUCACAGUUCCCAUUCUGUACCACUUGAACGAGUGCAGAGCCGACCAGGCACGCGUGGGUCUCAUGCACAUUGGUGUCUUCAUUCUGCUUCUGCUGAGUGGGGAGAGGAACUUUGGCGUCAGGCUGAACAAGCCCUACACGGCGGCUGUGGCCAUGGAUGUGCCCGUCUUCUCAGGAACCCAUGGCGAUCUGCUGAUCAUCGUGUUCCACAAGAUCAUCACCACGGGCCACCAGAGACUGCAGCCACUGUUCGACUGUCUGCUCACGAUCCUCGUCAACGUGUCUCCGUACCUAAAGACGCUGUCGAUGGUGUCGGCCACCAAGCUGCUCCACCUGCUGGAGGCCUUCACCACGCCGUGGUUCCUCUUCUCGGCGCCAAACAACCACCAUCUGGUGUUCUUCCUGCUGGAGAUCUUCAACAACAUCAUACAGUACCAGUUUGAUGGCAACUCCAACCUGGUUUACACUAUCAUCAGGAAGCGUCAGGUGUUUCACAACCUGGCCAACCUGCCCACGGAUCACGGCACCAUCGACAAGUCGCUCAGCAAGCGGUCCAAGGCUGAGGCGGUGCGUCAACCCUCCCUGGACGGAUCGUCUCGUGCGCCGGCCGGCGCGGCGGCGGGGCUGGCUGAACAGGGGGCGCUGAAAGCGACGCUGGCGGCCACACCGCGUAUCGACUCUAUGACUGAAAAGGAGUCAGCGCACCCACAGCCAGUGAAUAUCGCCGAGCUGAGCCUAGCUGAACCGGCCGGGGUGAGCCGACCGCAGGAAGGCAGCACCUCGGACGCCGGUCACGAGGAAACUGGAGGCGCUGCUGCCGCCGCGGGACAGGCGGGCCCGUCGACCAGCUCCCCUGGUCCCUCCAGCCCCACUCCGACCACCUCCUCGACUGCCACCUCCUCCGGUACCGGCCGAUCCGCGCCUCCGGAACGCUGGGUGCCCACCAGCCAGUGGGUGAGCUCGUGGAAGAACAAGCUGCCCCUGCAGACCAUCAUGCGCCUGCUGCAGGUGUUGGUGCCCCAGGUGGAGAAAAUCUGCAUCGACAAGGGUCUGACCGAUGAGAGCGAGAUCCUCAAGUUUCUCCAGCACGGAACUCUGGUAGGCCUGCUGCCGGUACCACACCCGAUUCUGAUCAGAAAGUACCAGGCCAACUCGGGUACCACUCUGUGGUUCAGGACCUACAUGUGGGGAGUCAUCUACCUGAGGAAUGUCGAGCCGCCAAUCUGGUUCGAUACAGACGUGAAACUCUUCGAGAUCCAGCGAAUGUAGGCGUCUUCACUUCACUGAGACGGAAGAAGGUACUUGAGCCGGCAGCCAAUGACUUGUACAUAUACCUGAUACUGAGAGAAGCAUACCUGGCGCUGAAACAGGAGUUUACCUGAUAAAGAAGUUUACCCGAGAGAGAUACCUGGGCCAGAUGUGCUUCGGACAAGGCCGAAUGUCUUAGUUAUUAAGUGCAUCAAGGAGAUGCAAUGUGUGAGUCCUGUCUGCUGAAAUCUUGGAUCUCGUGUGUGGCAUUCCAGGAUUCUGGGGCGAAUAUAUGAUGCAUCAAUAUCUAAUAGGACGAAGCGGUGGAACGUUGUGGAAUGUAUAUGAUUAUCUAUCUAUGUGACGUUGGAUCCCGGUUAUAUGGUUCAUAGCUUGAAUGUAACCUUGUAUGACUUAUUACGUGGAGUUCAUGUAUGAAGGUCUAAGAUGACGAAUAUUAGCCAAUACCCUAAUUAGCGUGGGAAGAAACCCAUAUAAAGAUGUAGCUUACUGUUGUACCCUACACCCUCAAGCGAUAGGUAUGCACCUACACAAGGUUAAAGGGAGAUAAUGAGCUUUCUUGUUUCUUAAAUAAAAAUUACUCGACAUCUAUACUAUUUCUACUGUAGUUUCUAUAAAAUAUGAAAAUUUCCUAGCACAUUUUCGUAUGUGAAAAAGGUUUUUAUUUUUGCAAAAAAGAAGCAGUACUUGCAGUACUUGUAACACCCACCGAAAUGCGUUGUCCUUCUCUAUAAAAAAGUCGCAGUAUAUGGCGCUUUUGUUUCAAACAGCGACGCUUGGGUUUUUGUUUAUGUUAUCGCCUUGUCGUUGCUUGGUUGUAAGGAUUCUAAUUUGAAUUAGAAUUAAUUCGGUUUAGAAUUAAUUAGAUUCUAAUUCGGGGGUACAUAGUGCCUACUCUUCUUUGUUUCCAAGUAUUAUUUUGCGCCACAAAUGAACGGCAUGCGCCAGAAACGCAGCCAAAUCUUGCGAUUGCGACUACGAAAUUCAUUAUUUUGGCCUCAGAGCCUGAAGCGAAAAAUACAAGCAUAUUUAUUUCAAAAAGACUUCAGGUUUGUCGAACGGUGUUAUGAGAAUUUUGAUAACAGUACUGCAUAAGUUUUUCAGUGAUGCCGCAAAAGUAUUGUAUCUAUCUUCUUUUAUUGUGCAGUCGGCGGGACCGAUUCAAAAUUGAGUCGUUGCUACUAAAAUAGCAGCAUAUGGCCUCAGAUGAUGAACAGGAAAAAUAGUUGCGUAAAUUUAGACAUAAACCACCCCCAAACCAUGAAUAUCUUUUGAAGGCACUAUAGACGACCAUUAACUAACUAGAUGUGAUGCAGAUCAAAUGUAAGGAAUACGCUCAUUUUACAAAUUAACAUGCAAGUACCAAAAAGUGAUGUAAGUACUUAUUCAACGGUCAUUUUCAGCGCUCCCCGCUAACGUGACUUCAAGUUGAGAUAUUUGCGGCAAGGUACCGAAUUGAGCAAAAUGGUUUUAAUUUACAUUAUAACUUGUUGUGUUUUGUCAGAAAAUGGUCCUAACUCAGAUUUUGUGGAAAAAGGUCAUAAUCUCCCUUUAAGGGGCUUUGGCUCAUGUAUUUUAUAUGUGCACUGUUAAAAAUGCCUAGAAAUUAUAAAGCUAGCAAGUUCGAUGGAUUAUAUGAACAGCAGCUUGGGACGAAUCUUAGCGUCACGUUGGGGAAAAGCAUGCUAGCCGUAGUGUGAGUAGCUUCCAUAUAAGCCACAGUUAUGCACGUAUACGAUUUUAUUAACGGGGAUCAGUAGCAAAGUGUGAUUUAUUUCUCCCACAUCGGGCAUGCAAUCAUCACUUGUGUAACAUUCUGAAAGGUCCAUUAUGUUAGCUUAGUUCUUGGUCAGUGUUUUUUUUGCGAUUGUUUCCAUUUCCUUCUAUUUGUGCUGCUAUAACCUAUCUUUUAUCACUAUCAGGUCGUUGCCACUAUGAAAUCGUAAAACUGUUAUAGCCAUUUUACAUUAGUGCUAUUAUGUUUUAUGAUUAUAUGGAAACUUGCUAUGGUCGUCGCAAGCGCUGUCAUUCCAUUUCUUUGAACUCAUGUGGUGUUAUACCUUUAUUGAUCUCAAAAGAGGGAACUGUCCGUUUUAGUUCCAGGGUUAAAGUUUCCCGCAUUUCUGGUGGAGAUGAAAAGUUUUCACAACGUAGAGGUUGUAUUGAGCAUGGAACAUGCAGGGUCAUUAGGUGUUGUGCCUCACUUACCUGCUAGAUAAUUGCAUCAGCCGACUUUUCAUUUGAAGCAACUGCACUUGAUCUCUUUCUUCAGUGACAAUAAUUUGAUUUUCACGAUAACACCUUGCUUGGCACUUAAUUUGUUUCAUGUUUUUUGUCUUCUUCACCCAAUUUAUGAAACCCAAAGUGUUAAAUGUUUAUUUUCGCUUGGCUAAGAGUAUGUAGGUCUCAUGCCCAGUUUCUUUAAGCUCACUUCCAUUCACUUGCCCAGUGCUUAUCGCGUGAUUGUAAAUGUUUGUCUACACGUGAUUAUGAAUGUCUUAGUAUCUACAGGAAUCUAAACACGGUUUAUGUCUUGUAGAUUGAAUAUUGUUAUUUGAUCAGCUAACGCACACAAACUGUUCGUCGUUAAAAACCAUCUCUAUCGCACUGUAUGUAAUUAUUUCAACGACGAAUUUGAAUGUGAUAAAUCGUUGUGAAUGUAUACCUUGUGUUAUGUAUGUACAAUGUGCUUCUGUGUUCCUUUAACUUUUUAUUGUGAUGUGUCAUGAUUAUAGGUAUCUUCCUUGGCACCUUUCUGGCUAUGUGAAAUGUGCAAUGAUAAAGCUUUAUUGUGUUGUCAUUCGGUGUCGGGUAGGGUAAGAAUAUAAUAUAUUUUGUCGUACUGUUGUCGAA
Amphibalanus amphitrite is the source of this 5430-nucleotide messenger RNA. Its product is annotated as protein HID1-like. Lineage: Eukaryota; Metazoa; Arthropoda; Thecostraca; Balanomorpha; Balanidae. The transcript is spliced from 18 exons. Bases 166 to 2577 code for a protein of 803 amino acids. Gene Ontology annotation, cellular component: membrane; Golgi trans cisterna; Golgi medial cisterna. The record is from RefSeq and is a predicted model, not a curated record.